Messenger RNA from Labrus bergylta (ballan wrasse), 5616 nucleotides. RefSeq names its product extended synaptotagmin-like protein 3 (gene esyt3). Gene Ontology annotation, cellular component: endoplasmic reticulum membrane; extrinsic component of cytoplasmic side of plasma membrane. Lineage: Eukaryota; Metazoa; Chordata; Actinopteri; Labriformes; Labridae. Gene Ontology annotation, molecular function: calcium ion binding; phosphatidylcholine binding; phosphatidylethanolamine binding. Gene Ontology annotation, biological process: lipid transport. The record is from RefSeq and is a predicted model, not a curated record.
ACCUGCCUUUAGGAAAUUUCAAACACGGAAGUUUUCUGGGACUCACACGACUCUACCCUGCGCUGCACCUAUGUUGUGUCUGGUAGAUAAGCACCAUUGUUCUGGUUUCUUUAAGAAAGCCGUGAACUGAAACGAAACUAACUCUGUCCGGGCAGUGAGCUUUGACAACUCUUUUGGACCUCAGGGAACGCGGGUCAAGCGGGAGUACUGUCAAAUGGCAUCCGCCGGACCGAUGAUUCCGAGCAGCCCGGCGGAGGGAGCGGCACUCCGGGAUAGCCUGUCUGUCCACGGCAGCACAGAGAAGCUGAAUCCCUCCGCUGUCAACCGCAUCCUUAUGGAGUUCCUAAUGUACUUUGGCAGGGCCUUUAUUGUCUUCUACCCGGUGUACCUGACCGGAUACAUGGGCCUCAGUAUUAGCUGGGUGCUGCUGUGCAUGGUGAUGGUCACCUGGUGGAAGAAAAAUCGCCAGUGGAAAGACUCCCGGAUCGGAACCGCCAUCGACUUUGUGGAUAAUGAAAAACAAGUUGUCAACAAGGAGCUUCAAAGCGCCUUACAAAUGGCAACAUGGGUCCACUUUCCUGAUGUGGAGAAAGUUAACUGGCUAAACAAGGUGUUGGAGCAGGCCUGGCCUUUCUUUGGGAUGUACAUGGAGAAACUGCUCAAAGAAAACAUCCAGCCGGCUGUCAGGCUCUCCAGCGCUGCACUUAAAGUGUUUACGUUCACAAAGAUCCACUUUGGACACAUACCUCUCAGGAUCACUGGAAUGAGAGCAUACACGCAUGAAGUGGAUCAUAGGGAGGUUGUCCUGGACAUGGACAUAUGUUAUGACGGGGACGUGGACAUUGAUGUCGAUGUGAACCCGCCAAUCACAGCUGGUGUCAAAGGAAUAAAACUCAAAGGAACGAUGAGGGUCAUUUUAGAGCCUCUGAUUGGACAAGCUCCACUGGUCGGAGGAGUCACCUUUUUCUUCAUCCGACGCCCUACUCUGGAGAUCAACUGGACCGGCAUGACCAACCUUCUGGACAGCCCUGCCUUCAGUUCAUUGUCUGAGGGGACCAUUAUGGACACCAUCUCCUCCAUGAUGGUGUUGCCCAACCGCAUGUGCAUUCCCCUCAUAGAACAGGUCAAAGUGGACCAGAUGAGGUUCCCACUUCCUCGUGGGGUGGUCCGAGUCCACUUGAUAGGGGCCAGAGACCUUGUGGCUAAAGACACUUUCAUGAUGGGUUUAGUGAAAGGCAAAUCAGACCCCUACGCGACUGUCCGAGUUGGAAACCUUCACUUCAAAACCAAGACAGUGAAAGAGAAUCUGCACCCGACGUGGAAUGAAGUGCAUGAGUUUGUCGUCCAUGAGGCUCCAGGCCAAGAGUUGGAGGUGGACCUGUUUGAUGAAGACACAGAUAAAGAUGACUUCAUUGGAAAGUAUCAUCUUGAUUUGGGAGAGGUAAAAAGGGAAAAAGAAAUGGAUCAGUGGUUUCCUCUGGAAGGGGUCCCGAAUGGAGAAGUUCACCUGAAGCUCCAGUGGUUUUCCCUACUGACUGAUCCCAACCUUGAGACAGAGUCUGCAGAUGGCUUUGCUUGUGCUAUGCUUGCAGUAUAUCUGGACAAUGCGUCAAACCUACCAAAAGACCACAAAGAGAUCGCAGGGCAUAAGAAACAUGGGAAGCACUCAAACGAAGCUCGGCUAACAAAGAGAAAUGCCGGGCCCGACUCUUAUGUGGAAUUUUCCGUUGAUAAGGAUGUACAAAAAAGCAAGGUUGUGUACGCUUCCAAAGACCCGGUGUGGGAGGAAGGCUUCACCUUCUUUGUGCAUAGCGUCAAAACACAGCAGCUCAGUCUUCAGAUAAAAGCGCAUGAGAAGAAGACUGAGCUUGGUGUACUUAACAUUCCCCUGAGUCGCCUCGUCAACACCUCCAACAUGACUCUGGACCAGCGUUUCCCGCUGGAGCGCUCUGGAGCAAACAGCCAGAUCAAACUGAAAGCCACUCUCAGGAUCCUUUCUUUGGAAAAACCUACCCCCAAGGUCAUCCUCAAUCCACCUCCACAUGUCAGACAACAAGGACCACAAACAAACCCAGGAGGUUAUGCCUCAGAAUCCACUGCCCCCUUCCCAGCGUCCUCCUCUCAAGCCUCACCUCCGUCCCAGCCGGCAGAUUUCCAGAACGGCUCAAAUAGGAACUAUUUAAAUCACCGCCGUGGCUCCUUCCUGGCUUCUGAAACCCAUAAGUCACCUUCCUCCACGACAAACAUGCGCCGCUACGACUCCCAUAGCCUGCUGUCGGAGAACUCCAUGGCUUCGUCUCGUCUGGAUCUUUCAGAUGGAGGGUCCUAUCCAGAGGCCAUCAGGAAACAUCAAGGUUCAUUUGGGGAAAUCAGUGUGAGUGUACGCUAUGCCACUCUAAGGAAAAAACUCAUCAUCCUGGUAAACUCCUGCAGGAACUUAUUCCCCUGCAGUGAGAAUGGCACAGAUUCUUAUGUCCGUCUGUAUUUGCUCCCUGACCAAACCUGGAGACAUCGCAAGAAGACACACGUGACGAAGAGGACAAUCAAUCCUAUCUUCAAUGACAAGUUUGAGUUUGAUGUGUCACUUGAAGAAGCAAAAACCAGGAAGCUGGACGUGUCCGUGAAAAAUAACAAGAUGUUAUUUUCACGCGAGAGAAAGGACAUUGGCAUGGUGUUGAUAGAUUUGGCACAGAUGAAUCUCGUCAACGGUGACACACAAUGGUAUGAGCUCACACUGCCCGGGCUGAAGAAAACCAGCUAGUGGAGAGAUCAGUAAAACGUCUGUUACAGCUUACAGAGCAGCUCGUCGACCUCUGCAGGGAGAAAUGCUGGCCUGAUAAAUGCUUGGAGUUGCAUUUUCAUUUUUUAUUUCUUAUCAUGGCCAACCAGAUGAUGGGAUUUCCAAAAGAAACUUUGCAGUAAUAUUCUUAAUAACAGCCCUGCUUAAAGUCUGAGAGUGUGUUAAAGUGUAUCUUGUCCCACAAAUAUUAUUAGAUUAUCUUAAACAGACAAACAGCUUCAAAUUUUUAAACCUUUUAUUUUCCAGUUAAUUGUAGCUUGUUCAAGUUGAAAAGCAGAGGCCAACUUUUAUUGACUUACAGUUCGCCACAUCUUUCUUUUUUGCUUUAGGGAAUAUCAUUUGUCAGAAAGUGAUUGCGGUAUAUUUUGCUCUAAAGAGAAACAAGUUUGAUGCACUUAUAUUGGAUUUUAUUUUUUUUGUGAGAGGCGUGUUUUAUUGGAGUUUAUGUGAGUGAUAGUAAUCGUUUUGUAUUCUUAUGUAAAUAGCUGUAGGAAUAGUUUUUAUUUAAUAUAAGAAGGCAAAGACUCAUGGCAAGAAGAGGCCAACUGUUUUACAUUGGAAGCUGAGCAGCUCGACUCCAGCAGAGAAUUCAAUACAGGUGAAUAUGCAGGAAAAGCAAUGCAUACAGAAUAAGAUUUAGCUCUUUACUUUGGGGCGCAUUGAUCAUAGUAAACAGAGUGCAGGUUACAUGUUUUGAAGCAAACCUUCUCAGAUGUAUCAGCUGUUUAUUCAUAUUAAAAAUACUCACACUCCUGUGACUUUUGUGGCUUUUUAACAACUUGAGAUACAAUCAUUUCUUUAUUUUUUAUUUUAAGUUUAACACAGCUAAAACAUGGUUUCCUUGAUAGUAUCUUUAAAAAAAGGUUUUAAUUUUCAUCCAUCACUGUAGUCAUUUUUUGUAGGUCUCUAGAUUACCAGAGACGUAGAUUACCAAGUGAUGCUAAAAAUGUUAUUGGAUGCUUAAUGUUUAAAGUCGAGUAAAGCAUUUGACAAUGACAAGUAGACCGUAGUCGUCAUGACAAUUGUAAAUUAAAUUGAUAUAAUUUUCUCCUAAAUGAGACCAGUCACAGCACAGAGAUAAAUCACUUUUGCUACUGUUGUUUAAAUAAAUAAUCGACUUUAAACACAAAGAAUCCUCAAGGAAAGAUCAUUCAUUUUAGAAGACAUUCAUCCGUCUCCCCUGCUACGAGGAACAACAACACCAGUGCUAUGCUGUGCUUGUUUUACAAAAGCUUCAUUGAAAGUGAACUGACUUUUGUAUGUUGGGAGGGAGCGUUGUCUGUAAAAACUAAGAACAAACUUCUCCUUUAGUCUGAGUAAUGCACUCAACUUCAGAGCCAAGGUACAGAAUGUCGUGAAUGUGGAUUAAAAAAGGCAUCACAUCUUUUGAACGACAGAGCAUUUGGCUGCUUAACAAUCUCUGAUAUUACAGUAUGAAGCUGCAAUCUGCAUUUUAUUGACUUUACCUUUUGACACUCCUUACAUGUAAUCAUGCAAUGCUUCUACGACUCAUAUCUCAUGAUUUUGUUUCAUGGUAUUAUGUGCUGUCCUAAAUGUUUUCUGAUGUCUUUUGUCUUUUAUUUUUUUAUGAGCUUGGUUCAAGGUAAAUUCUUCCUGGUGAAGGUUUCAUUCAUUCAUUUGGUCUAAACUAAUGUUUAUCUGCUGUCCAUUUAAAAUUAUAAAGUGGAGAGUUACUGAAAAGAUUCCAAUUCACUGAUUUAAAUGGACACUUUAAAAGAUUAUGGGCUUGGUUUUCAACAUUUUAAUGGCAGAAAACCAAUGUGUUAGACCCUGCAGGCCCUGUUUCUGUCAUGAUUUGGUUUUGUAUUUUGUAUAUUUUCAGAUUUUCUCAUUCUUCCCUGGUGUUUGUUUCCCUUGUGUGUUUCCUAGUUUAGUUUAGUUUUUUCCUGUUUUUAUUUUGUAAUUUAAUAUCCUUGUGUUCGCUAUGUUCUAAAGCGUAUUAUUGUUACUUUAUUGAGUUCUGUGUGUCAUUAGUGUUUCUGGAUAUAUUUUGUAGUUCUUGUCUUGUAUUUUCUCCCGCCUCUGUGUGUUUCCCUCCAGUCCUGAUUGUCCUCAUUGUCUUCACCUGUGUCUUGUUAGUCUCACCUGUGUUUGAUUACUCCAUGUCUAUUUAGUCUCUGGGUGCUUCUGAAUUGGAAAGUGCCUACACAAUGUGACAGUAGACAGGCCCGUCUAUCAAUGCUGUAUACUGUUAGUAACUACUGUUCAGUAGGUGAGCACAGUAGGCAGAUAUUUGUUCCUACUUCGUCUGAUUCAUUCAGUGUGGAAGUGGCUUCAUUAGCUCGCUCCAACUGACACUCCAACUCAUAUAAAAAUAAGUAAAUAAUACAAAACUUAAUAUAGCAUGUAAAAAAAAUGUCGCAACCUAAGGUGCAACAUCCUCGUUUAUUUAUUUUUUCCAUCCUUGUUUGUUUUGAUUUGGAGGCGCAGGUUUUUUUUGUUGUUGCAGAGGAUAUUCUCAACACUUUGUUUCAUUGCAUUGGAUCCAAAGUUGGAUUUAAGGAUGUUAUAAACGACCUGUGUCUUUAAUUGUGUGUUAUAUGCUAUAUGAAAAGUUCUCAAGUCUCAGUUUGGUUUGAAAUGGUUUAUGAAACAUUAUCCUGGAGAAAUGUCAACUUUCAUUAAGUCAAAGAUCAUUUGUAUAACACCCUGGUAAUUAAAGUGCAGGGAGUUCUCAUUAUGUGGAGGACAUUUUUACAAUAGUUCAAAUGAAUUGUCAUUAUUAAAAAUGUUGUAUUGAAGGACCAGUGCUGAAAGACAAAAUAAAUGACUACUCUGGUGUGACGAGCCCUCCA